GGAAACAGACCCUCUCUGGGUAAAAUUUUGUUGGUCAAGCUGGACUUCAAAAUUUGAAAAUGUCAACAUGAAACUUUGCCGGUUCUCUUAACCUAUUUAAUCGCUUUGUUUUCAAAAUUGGUGGAUUAUACACAAAUUUAUUUUUAAGAAGAUGAGUUCUUCAGAUUCGCCAACGCUUACUUGUCCCAUACUAUUAGAAUGGAUGAACGCACAGCAAAUGACGACACGCAAAGUCAAUUUCAAGAGUGGUUUGUUAAGGAUUCUUCGAAAUGGCUUCAGAGAAAUGUUUCUUGAAAUAUCCAGCGAAAAAUCUGCUACGCACAAGUUCCGCUUGAAAAAUAUUGCCGUACAUUCAAAAUUUAUGAAUGAAGGAAAAUGCACCAUAAAUUUUAAGGAUGAUAAUGCAAGAGCAAUGAUCUCAAAUGCACCUCCUUCACAACUUGUAGAGUUUUUAAAAUUGAUGUAUAUCAAGCUGCAAGGAGAGUCUGCAGCGAAAAUCAGCUUGAAGGAGAGGCUGGAGGGUAAGGGUGUGAUGGAGGAAAUUAGCCCCUUGACCUCCAAGGAAGUGACUAAAGCUAAAGAUAAGCUUGCGCCCAAGGAUACUACCCCUAAAACUGGACUCGCUAAGAAAAGACCUGACAGAGGUCAAAAUCGGGAUCAAUCAGCACAGCCUCCUUCGAAGCGGAGGUGUCUGACCACAGCCAUUGAAACUCCACUUACCCCAGAACAGCAGAGAGUACUUCAAGCUGUUGUUUCUGGACGAAAUAUUUUUUUUACUGGCUCUGCUGGAACUGGGAAAUCUUUUCUCUUGCGUAAAAUCAUUGCCUCAUUACCACCUGACUCUACGUUUGCCACAGCAAGUACUGGAGUUGCUGCCUGCCAUAUUGGAGGCUACACAUUACAUUCUUUUGCUGGUGUGGGUAGCGGGCAGGGAAAUUUGAAAAGGUUGGUGGAGUUAGCCAAAAGACCUCAUAUUGCUCAGCAGUGGCGAAGAUGUAAGACUCUGAUAAUUGAUGAAAUCAGUAUGGUUGAUGGUCGAUUUUUUGAUAAACUGGAGUAUGUUGCUCGAGAAGUGAGGUGUAAUGAUAAGCCAUUUGGUGGUAUACAGCUGGUUCUCUGUGGAGAUUUCUUACAACUACCUCCAGUGAGCAAAAAUGACAACAGCGGUGAAGGACAGGCAAAGUUUUGUUUUCAAAGUGAAGCAUGGGAUCGCUGCAACCUACAUUCUUACGAACUGACUGUUGUACACAGACAAAGUGAUCCUGUGUUUAUUGAUAUUCUGCAAAAUAUCCGUAUUGGAAGAGUCACACCAGAAAUAAUAAGCCGCCUUCAAGCUACUGCUAACCACAAAGUGGAUUCAUCAGGAAUUAUAGCAUCUAGACUCUGCAGCUUAACAAAAGAAGCUCAGCUUAUUAAUAGCUCCAAACUAGAAAAUUUACCUGGCCCUAUGAAAGAAUUUCAGGCUAAUGAUGGCGAUCCAACCUACAGCCAAACUCUAGACAUGCAAACACCUGUGGAGAGUGUCGUCAAGCUCAAAGUUGGUGCCCAGGUGAUGCUUCUUAAAAAUAUUAAUGUGAAUGACGGCCUAGUAAAUGGGGCACGUGGUGUGGUAGUAAAGUUUUCAACAGAAGGUUUGCCAGUUGUAAAAUUUCGCUCAGGAGAACAUACCGUCAAAUAUGAGAAAUGGUCUGUGAAAGUGAUGGGAGGUUCCAUACUCUCAAGAAAGCAGAUACCUCUCAAAUUAGCUUGGGCAUUUUCCAUCCAUAAAUCUCAGGGUUUGACUUUAGACUGUGUUGAGAUGUCCCUUGGAAAAGUUUUUGAGGCUGGUCAGGCUUAUGUUGCUCUUUCAAGAGCCAAAAGCCUUGCAUCCCUCAGGGUUUUAGAUUUUGAUCCGAAACAUGUGUGGGCUAAUCCAGAAGUACUUAAGUUUUAUCAAAGAGUUCGUAGAAGUAUGAUGGCCUUGGAAAUGAUUCCUCUUGGAAAGAAGAAAUAGGUAACGUAAUAAAUUUAAAUUUAAUUGAAUACACAAAACAUUAUCUGUUUUCCACUUUUAAAUUAUUCCUUCAUGCUAGUACAAAGAACAGCAGUUUGAUUGUUAUUGUGUUGGACAAUUAGGGCAUCUCUGUCAAAAACCACUGUUGCUAUGUUGCCCAUUGUGGUUUUAGAGAAGAGAGUGUGUUGAAUAGGAGCAAGAAAUUUGGCAACAAAUGUCUUCUUAGUGAUUUUACUCAAGAUCUGUGCGCCUAUUUUUUAGUCUUUUCUCUCAAUUCGUUUUUAGAAUUCAAUUUUAUUUUCAUGUCAGAGGGCAUUUCUGUUCUUAUGCGUACCGUACUUCCAUCUGCAUUCAUCAUCUCAUAGUCACAUGAAUAAUGGGUCAUAAAUAAUGAAAACAAUUACAUUAUUUUUACAACUUUACUGUCCUUUUUGGAAGGACUUGUACUUUUCAGAAUGUUCUGUACAUAAAUAAAUAAGUUCAUACACAAGUAAAUAAAUAAAUAACAAUAACAAAAUGUGAAAUACAUUCUCUUAAAGUUCUGCAUUCUAUUAAUGUAGAUCUUAGAAUUUUGUUCACAAAAAAACUCAUGGAUCUGAUGUUAAAGUAUGCUGACCUUUGAAGAUGGCACAGUAAUUUUAUUUGCACACAAAGAAGGGAUGAAGGCUGAAAGUGUUGAUUUUAUUGGAACAGAUGUCCUGUUUGAUUUUUAAGUAAAAUAAAUUCCUUCUAUUCAAGAUGCUCAA
Messenger RNA from Frankliniella occidentalis (western flower thrips), 2739 nucleotides. RefSeq names its product ATP-dependent DNA helicase PIF1 (gene Pif1). NCBI's taxonomy places the organism in Eukaryota, Metazoa, Arthropoda, Insecta, Thysanoptera, Thripidae. Gene Ontology annotation, biological process: telomere maintenance; DNA repair. The record is from RefSeq and is a predicted model, not a curated record. Gene Ontology annotation, molecular function: ATP hydrolysis activity; DNA helicase activity.